Stylophora pistillata is the source of this 4374-nucleotide messenger RNA. RefSeq names its product regulator of nonsense transcripts 2. Lineage: Eukaryota; Metazoa; Cnidaria; Anthozoa; Scleractinia; Pocilloporidae. Gene Ontology annotation, cellular component: exon-exon junction complex; cytoplasm. Gene Ontology annotation, molecular function: RNA binding; protein binding. The record is from RefSeq and is a predicted model, not a curated record. Gene Ontology annotation, biological process: nuclear-transcribed mRNA catabolic process, nonsense-mediated decay.
UCUUCAGUGAGGCGUGAAAAGAUGGCGGUUAAUAUUUUCCUUUAUCAGUGUCAUUCCUAGCGCACUGAAUCAAUUCUCUCUCGAUGUGGAAAGAAAAGAAAGAGUUGGACAUUUUCCAUGAAUGAGGAAAAAAAGAAGGAAGAAUGCGGGGAAGUGGAGCAACUUUCAGGGGGCAAAGUUUGCGCAUCGGGAAACUGUCGCCAGGCGGAGGAAAACAGUGGGAAAAUGAAAGAAGAAAAAGCUCAAAAUCUUGGGUGCCUUUCAGCUCCAGAAAAUGAACGUGACACACAUAUGGAGAAAAAUGAAAGUGGAGAUCAGCUAAAACAGAAAGACAUCAUGGAUGAAACCAAAGUGGACAGUACCAAAGAAAAGGAGGAUGAGAAUGAAGAAGAAUUAAGAAAGGAAGAGGAAGAAGUGCAACAAGCCUUGAAGGAAGCACAGGAACUGGUCGAUCAGAAACUUGCUUUACGGGACAAGAAUCUUGCUGCUAUUGUUCAACCACCUGAAGAGUCGUAUUUUAAAGGAAAGGAUUCUUCUGUGAAAAAAAACUCUGCAUUCAUCAAGAAAUUGAGGACAAUAACAGAAGCCCAGCGGGAGUCUUUGGAGCAGGAAUUUGCUGGUUUGAAUCUCUCAAGAUAUGUUCAGGAAGCGGUUGCUGCAGUUAUCGAUGGUGUACCCAAAUUGAAGCUAGCUGAUGUGAGAUGUGCAGCUCAUGUCUGUGGCUUAAUUCAUCAAGUGUAUGGUGACUUCAGUGAACCACUAAAAAAGGGACUUGUAAAGAUGUUUGAUGGCUAUGGUGGCAAAGAUGAGGAAAAGCUUGCAAAUGUGAGCAAGUAUCGUGUCACCUUGAGAUUGUUGGGGGAGUUAAUUAUUGGUGGAGUUUUUCCAAAACUGUCUGAAGGCAUUAAGACACUCAGCACAAUCCUUAGUAACAUGGUGAACUGUGAUAAAGAAAGCCAUGUGUAUGUGCAGGUGAUCAGCAGCUUUGCUCGUCAUUGUGGGGAAGACUUUGCAGGCUUUACAACCAGGAAACAAAGGUUGAUGUCUGAGAAACACAGAGUGACAUUUCCCAAGUGUGGAGUAGUGCCUGAUGAGGAUCAAGCAGUUAUUCAUCAACAGUUUCUAUCUUAUUACAAGUCACUUUCUGUCCAUCUACUUAGAGCUCAUAAGGAUCUUCAAAAUAGGGAGAGGCAGAACCAUCAAACUUUAAUGACUAAAGGUGAAUUACACCCUGACCGAAAGGAGGCAUUUGAGAAGGCACAAAAGGCAUAUGAGAAGCUGCUAGCCAAUACGACUUCUUUAGCAGACAUACUGGAUGUAGACAUGCCUGAUCUACCCCAGGAUGUAUGAUGGAAGUGCAGGCCUGUGGGAAGAUGAAGAAACAAGGAUAUUUUAUGAAAAUCUUAGAGACCUCAAGGCUUUCUUACCAAAGAUCUUGUACAAAGAUGAUGGGAAAGAUGGAGAAGAUGAUGAUGGAACCAAUUCAGUUGCAGAUGAAAAAAUAGACAUGCAAGAGCUGGAAAUGAAAGUUGAGGAGUUUGAAGAGCUAGGUGAUGACAUUGGUGAUGAGGAAUUUAGUGAAAGAGAAAUUGAAGAAGAUGAAGAUGACACUUCAUCUGGAGAAACAUUAUGCUCAUCCACUGGACACGCCCUGGAGGCAGUCAUACAAAGACUGCCCACAUGUGUCAACAAGGACCUUAUUGAUGAGGUGGCAACAGAGUUUAUGCAAACAUGCAACACAAAGGGAAACAGGAAAAGACUUUGCCAUGCACUUUUUGGUGUUCCAAGGAUACGGUUGGAUCUGUUGCCAAUGUAUGCUCGCCUGGUGGCCACUCUUGAUCCUUGUGCACCUGAUCUUGCACCUGAACUUAUGCAGCAGUUGAAAGGAGAAUUCAGAUUUCGUGUGCGUAAGAAAGAUCAGAUUAAUGUUGAGUCGAAAAUAAAGACUGUGAGAUUCAUAGGGGAAUUAACUAAGUUCCACAUGUUCCCAAAAGGAGAAGCUCUACAUUGUUUGAAGAUGCUUUUGGAAGAUUUUACUCACCACAACAUUGAGAUGGCCUGUAACUUAUUGGAGGUGUGUGGCAGAUUUCUGUACCGCUCACCAGACUCACAUAUCAGGACAAAAAACUUGUUGGAGCUGAUGAUGAGAAAGAAAGCUGUCCAGAAUCUGGACAGUCGUCAGUUGACUUUGAUUGAGAAUGCAUUCUUCUACUGUAACCCUCCAGAAAGGCAAAAGGUUGCUCAGAAAGAGCGUCCUCCAAUGCAGGAGUACAUCCGUAAAUUGCUCUACAAAGACCUCUCCAAAACCACAACAGAGAAGGUACUACGACAAAUACGAAAACUACCCUGGAAUGAGCCACAGGUCGCUCUGUAUGUAAUAAAAUGUCUGAUUCGUGUGUGGAAUAUCAAGUACAACAGUGUGCACUGCGCUGCCAAUCUGUUAGCAGGCUUAGCACAGUACAAUGAGGACGUCGGCCUGUAUGUAGUUGAUGGAGUUUUGGAAGAGAUUCGUCUUGGAAUGGAGACAAACUUGCAGAAGAUGAACCAGCGUCGUGUGAGCUGUGUGAAGUUUUUGGGUGAGCUUUAUAACUACAGAUUAGUGGAGUCACGUGUCAUAUUCAGCACCCUUUAUUCCUUUAUCACCUUUGGCAACAACCAGGAAGGUAUUGUUUCAGUGCUGGAUCCUCCUGAACAUCUGUUCCGUAUCCGUCUCAUGUGUACUUUACUGGACACCUGUGGACAGUAUUUUGAUCACGGAAGUUAUAAGAAGAAACUUGACUGUUUUCUUGUUUACUUUCAAUGCUACAUUCUAAAGAAGAGAGCUGAUCCCAUAUGGAAUGAAGGACACCCAUUUCCUCGAGAUGUUGAUUACAUGAUUGCUGACACUCUUGAGUCCCUCCGCCCUAAACUCACCACCUUUGCAAGCCUGGAGCAAGCUGUUGAAAGUCUUGACAAGUUAAACAAGGAGCAUCAAGAACAGAUAGAGAAAGCCACCCCCAUUGAACAAGACACACAUAUCCCUGAACACGACUCAACUCCCUUUCCCAUUUGCGGCAUGCCUUACAGCAAAGUUGUCACAGGAUCUCCAGCUACCUCACUCAGUAACUCUCCUUGCCAGUCCCCCAUGCUGCGCGAAGAAGAUGAACACAGUGAGACUGGAGAGAGUGAAGGUGAAGACGAAGAAGAAGAUGAGGGACGUGGAACCCCAGGGGUGGAAAAUGAUAAAGAAAUUACUGAAGUGGAUAUAAAUGAUGUGGAUAUGAACAAGGUGAAAGUCCUGAGUCCUCCGAAGCAGGAACAAACUGUUGAAGACAAGGCGUUUCUUGCAGCCUUUGAUAAAUUGAUGUUAGAUGACAUUCAGAAUCGCCGGGAAGAAAACCCAAAGGUGCCGAGUUUGGAUGUUGCAGUUCCAAUGCACCUGAAAGGACAGAGAGCUCGUCACAACAGUUUGACUGAAGAGAGCGAAAACCUGAACUUUGUUGUCAUGUUGAAGAAGGGAAAUAAACAACAAUUUAAAGAUCUUCAGAUUCCUCUCAGCUCUGGUCUGGCGGCAAAUAUCCGGGACAGACAAAUGGCUGAACAACAGGAACAGGAAGAGGUCAAGAGACUCGUGUUGGAUUACAAUCAGAGACAAGAAGAAGAGAUUUACAAUGAGAUGCUAGCUCAGCAAAGACAGGCUGGUUCUGAACAGUCGUCCAGGUCUCACCAUCGCUUUAACAAGAGAAGACCUCCAGAAGGCAAUGAUACUAGCCUUGUGUUUGCCAACUUAACCAGGAGACGUUAAGCUCUUUGGAAGUAGUGAAGUGGGGCGUGUAACCGCUGAAGUGACUCCCCAUGGGCGCGGUAGUGUCCCGGCACGAGAGCCACUUACGGGUUGUCCCUGAGCUAGGUCUGUCACUUAGUCUGCGCCUCAGAAUAUCCGUUCGUGGAUUAUCAUAUCAUGCAAAGUUUUCAGAGGAACUGUUUGAAUGUCUGCAAACUAUUACUAAAGUUCGUGUGUUCGCAGGAGGAGUUGUAGAGGGGCUUAGUCAGAGGCAAACUGCUAAGAUAAAGCAUAGUUACUCUUACGGUGAUGAUUUUACCUUUUUGGUUUAGUCAGCGAGGUCUUUUGAACGUGCGAGGGCUUGAGUUUAAACGUUUUGUUUACUUAUUAGCUGCCAAGACUUUUCGUGUUUGUCUUAAUAUUAAGUGGUUGAACAUAUCACAAAAUUUUGUCACGUUCUUAUUGUUUUGUCCUAUUCAACCAUUAUGAAUAGUCAAGUUCAAGUUUGUGUUAAAAAUUUAUUAGUGUAGAUAUGAGUGAACGCGUUUGUGUUUUGAUCUGGUUUAAUGUGAAAAUUUUAAAGAAAAUAAAUGUGCUCAAUUUUGAUUACA